CACACGUUUUGUUUAUUUCCUUUCACUGAGCGUGUUCAUUUAGCAAUCUUGAUAUUACCCAGCGCCUCCUUAUUGUCGUGCAGGCCACCGUGCGGCUUGUUGGAUGUAGUAAACGGCACGCUGUCGCACUCAUACGAGUAAACACGGUGACAGGCACACAGAUUUAAUUCAGCUUUGACAUCCGGUGUAACACGAGUGUGAUUGUGUUGUAAAAAUGUGUACUGUUGUCAGAAAUAACUGGCAGGCUGCAGGCCACCUCGCAUAAAUAGUCCGGCCCCCUGUACUACUGAACAGGUGCAGUAAACAAUCUAAGCCUGCAUGACAUGCUGUGGCUUUUUAUUGCAAGUAACAAGCCAAUGAAUUAAAAAAGCAGCCAACAUAUGUGCAGCAUAGUUCUGUCUGCUUCGGGGUAGGGAGGACGCAAGUGUGUUGGUUGUUUUAGGGCUUUGUUGAGGUCGACGUCCUAUUGAUGACAUCAUCUCCACAGGACUGCGUGGAUCAGCUUUUCCCUGAUGUGAAGAAUAGAGAUAUCCUUCUGUCAUUAGCCAGCAUUAGUGUCUGUCUAGCUGUUAGACCGAGCAGAGGGACAUUCCAGGCAAAAGAGGCCUCAGUUGGGGGGCCUCUUUUAAAACAAUGUCCUUGCGUGCAGAAUUGUUCCUAUCAAAAGCAUAGUCAGUUUUUCACAGCAACACAUCCUUCCAAAGAACUAUUUUAACAACAACUUGCUGGUGAAUCUCCUGGUCUCUCACCACUGUAGCUGCAUCCACGUGUAUUUCUCCUACUUGACUGAAAACUGAAUUGAGCUCAUUAGAAUUCCUGUCCAGUGGAGCCUGAGAGACAUACAAGAUGAUCCAAUGUCCCAGUUUGGACACUCAUUGAUUCAGACAGGGACCGUCUAAGAAAACACUUUCAAUCUAACAGCCAGAGUAGUUGGUUCCUUUUCACCGCUGGUUUCCUCAAAGCUAUUAUGUCCUCCCUUGAGAUGUGAAACUGUCCGGCAUGGAAAAGCAAAUGCAUUCAGGAGGAUAACGACACCCCCACUGAGUGGUGAACACUAACGUCCAUUAAUGGUGCACAAGCUUCUGCAGUGCAAUCCAAAAGAUUUGACAAAGAAAGCACUUUCUCUUUAACUGUGCCAAAUCUUCAGUGAAUUACCUCACUCUCUCUCUCACUCUCUCUCUCUCUCACUCUCUCCCUCUCUCAGCCUGACUGCACAGACAAGGUAUAAUAUUUCUAGGUGCUUUUGUUAUUCCUGCAAAGUUUGUAGUGUUUAAGGUGGUGUCUUGUCUCGCAUUCCUCAGAAAUACCCUUUUGUCUGUUUUUUAUUUUCUGUACGUCGAUUAUUUCUCUGCUCUGCUUAACAUUGUGUUGGCUUCUCACUGAAAUUUCUAUCGCAGAUCAUUUACUUGUACUAUUAUUCGUUGCAGGUUUUGCCUUUUUCAGGGACAUUAGAAAUACUGAGGUCACAAGUCCCCCCGAGUAGCCCCCCACUCUGAGGAGAGUUUAAUCAGUGACCAAAAACAAGGUCCCUCCAUUGUUUUUAAUUACUUGGAGUUUUUUUUGUUUUUGUUUAUUCAAUUAAAGCUAGGGUUGGUAUUCUUGAGAAACUAGCAAGAGUAAGCUAUAUUUAAAAAAGUAUAAUUAUUAACAGAAACAAUGAACAUAGCUAUUGUUGGCACUCACAGCUGUCAUGCCAGCAGCUUGAGAACGACUGAUGGGCAUGAGAGCACGGGCGCUGACGGAAAGGCUGAAUGCUUUAUUUUCUUCAUAAUUUUGCGGCCUCAAACAUAAUGAGAUUCAAAAUAAUGAAUCUCUUUUAAAUAUGCAUCAUGUUGUUGGUAAUUGUAGAACAUAUCAUUCCUCUCAGGUUGCUAAAACUACUCACUCCAUAAAUGAUCAAAUGGAGUACAGGGACCUGACCUCAGCUUCCUCAAUGCCCAUUUUGCUUUCAUUUUUCUUUCACUAUAAUGUAGAAUCCAAAUGCAGAAAAUAAAUCAAUCUUUACUAGUAUAAACAUGAUUCUCUUUGUACACACGCUUCCACGCGUGUUUGCUGUGCUGUAACCCUUAGACAAGACUGUGCCUCCGUGUUAGCUAUUUAUAGGCAGCAUUUUGCAUUCACAGCCCCAUAUUUUUAUCUAACGCCAGCAUGUAUCCAAGCGGAGGGAUGUCUGCCACCAUACAGGCCAACAGGCUACGAGCGGAAGGCAUGGGCUCCAAGGAGCAGGCCAUACACUUCUCCAACCAGGACUACGAGGCGCUGAAGCAGGAAUGUUUGGAGUCCGGCUGCCUGUUCGAAGACUCUUAUUUCCCCUGUGAGCCUCCAUCCCUGGGCUUCAAGGAGCUCGCCCCCCAUUCCUCCAAAACGAGGGAUGUGGAGUGGAUGAGGCCCACGGAACUGAAAGACGAUCCUCAGUUCAUUGUGGGUGGUGCCACUAGAACUGACAUCUGUCAGGGAGCGCUGGGCGACUGCUGGCUCUUAGCCGCCAUCGGCUCUCUCACCCUGAAUGAGAGGCUUCUUCACCGGGUUGUCCCUCAUGGCCAGUCCUUCCAAGAUGAUUAUGCUGGAAUCUUCCACUUUCAGUUCUGGCAGUUCGGCGAAUGGGUAGAUGUUGUGAUAGACGACAGACUGCCUGUCAAAGACGGCGAGCUCAUGUUUGUCCAUUCUGCUGAGGGCAACGAAUUCUGGAGUGCCCUCCUAGAGAAAGCUUACGCCAAGCUGAGUGGCUCCUACGAGGCUCUGUCCGGAGGAAGCACCACCGAAGGGUUCGAGGACUUCACAGGUGGUGUGUCUGAGAUGUACGAGCUCCGCAGUGCUCCCAAAGAUCUGCACAGGAUAAUAGGCAAAGCCGUGAAGAGAGGCUCUCUGCUGGGCUGCUCCAUCGAUGUAAGUGCUGCACACGCUGGCACAGCACCACGCGGAUCAAUGUUGCACCACCUUGAGCAAACCAACAGCAUUAAAAGCCUUUCUAUUUAUUUCCGCGUCAUUCAAUGCAGUGAUCAUGCUUUCAUAUCAUUGCAGAUCACCAGCGCCUUCGACAUGGAAGCUGUUACAUUCAAGAAGCUUGUGAAGGGCCACGCCUACUCAGUCACUGGACUGAAGGAGGUUAAUUUCCAAGGCAACAUGGAACGCCUCAUCCGAAUACGUAAUCCUUGGGGUCAGGUGGAGUGGACCGGUGCCUGGAGUGACAAUUCUCCUGAGUGGGAUGAGAUUGACCCGUCCGAACAAGAGGAUCUGCACCUGAAGAUGGAAGACGGGGAGUUUUGGAUGUCUUUCGAUGAAUUCAAAAGGCAGUUUUCUCGGCUAGAGAUCUGUAACUUGACUCCUGACGCUCUGAGCGAGGACGGUCUCGGCCACUGGAACACCAACAAGUUCUACGGCGCGUGGAGAAGAGGCAGCACCGCCGGAGGCUGCAGGAACCAUGCCAACACGUUUUGGAUCAACCCUCAGUACAAGAUCACGUUGCUGGAGGAGGAUGAUGACCCAGAGGAUGACGAGGUGUCGUGCAGUUUUCUAGUAGCUCUCAUGCAGAAGGACCGCCGCAAAUACCGGUGCCAUGGCCAAGACAUGCACACUAUCGGCUUUGCUCUUUAUGAGAUUCCAGAAGAGUACAAAGGCUGCCAGAAUGUCCAUUUGAAGAAAGAUUUCUUUUUGAAACAUUCAUCGUGCGCUCGCUCUGAGACCUUCAUAAACCUGCGAGAGGUGAGCACGCGGCUCCGUCUGCCCCCCGGAGAGUACCUCAUCGUGCCCUCCACCUUUGCCCCCAGUCAGGAGGCUGACUUUGUCCUCAGAGUCUUCACUGAGAAGCAAUCAGAAACACAAGAACUGGAUGAUGAAAUCUCCGCUGAUUUAGGAGAUGAUGAUGAAAUAACUGAAGACGACAUUGAUGACUCUUUUAAGUCCAUGUUCGCCCAGCUAGCAGGAGAGGACAUGGAGAUUUCUAUUCACGAGCUUCAGACCAUUCUAAACCGAGUCGUCUCCAGGCACAAAGAUCUAAAGACCGAUGGCUUCAGUAUGGAGUCAUGCAGGACCAUGAUUAACCUGAUGGACAAAGAUGGUAGUGCCCGUUUAGGGCUGGUGGAGUUCCAGAUCCUCUGGAACAAAAUCCGAAAGUGGCUGGUCAUUUUUAGAGAUUUUGACCUCGACAAGUCAGGGGCCAUGAGCUCAUAUGAGAUGCGUCUCGCUGUGGAGGCAGCAGGUUUUAAACUGAAUAACAGACUGAACCAGAUUCUGGUGGCCCGGUAUGCAGAGAACGAGAUGGUUGACUUUGACAACUUCAUCUGCUGCCUGGUCAAGCUUGAAGCCAUGUUUAGGUCUUUCCAGCAGUUUGACAAGGAGGGAUCAGGAGAGGCUGAAAUAAAUGUCACAGAGUGGCUUUACCUGACAAUGUGUUGUUGAAGAGGGCCUUCUUCACUGGAGGCAGACGGUGAAAGGCACAGAGCCUGCGGAUUGCUAUGAACCCGGAGAACCAAUGAUUCGUCAACCUUAGCGACCUUUAACACAUCCCACCUCGGCCUAUGUAAGAAACAAAAUGCAGUCAUGUCAAGUGUCUCCCGGAAAAUUUGAUAAACUAUGCAAACCUGCAGUAUGAAGCAGUCAGUGUGCCACAUAUAUCUGUCAUCUCUGUAGAAACUGCAUGUCUCUGGCUGCGCAUGACAAACAUCACUCGCUGUAAUGUGCCUCGUUGCAAGUGGAUUCAGCCUUUCUACAUUUCAGUCUUGAUUUUCUGUCUAUAAUUUCCAACAGAUUUACUAACAAUCAGUAUUUCAAACUCUUGACUAAAAGCUUUGUUGCCAAGAAACACAUAGAAGUAGACAUCUGAAGACGCCUGUUACUGUAAUGCUUUAAAACGGGAUGUCUUAUAGAUUGUCUGGAUCUUUCAGCAAAGAUUAACAAGAAAUGAUCGACUCAGUUACGUUGGUAGUUAUAUUAUUUGACCUGUAGAUGGCAGUACAGAUCUAAUGUAAAGUUCACCUUUAAUAUAUGACACAAAUGUGUUCCUUUAGUUGAAGUUAUUUAGCUGCACUUUGUUUAGCUUUACUUGAUUGUUCUGUUAUAUUGCACUGAGAAAUACCAUAUUUCAGUCAACUCAAGGGCCAUUUACAUGGAUCAUACAAUACUUGCCUUAUACAGCACACCAUGUUAUAACAACUAAUACACGUAUGCCAUUCAUGUGUUUUGUGUAGCGAGUGUAUGUUGUGCCUUCAAAUAAAAAAAAUCCCCCUAAUGGUU
Pseudoliparis swirei is the source of this 5232-nucleotide messenger RNA. RefSeq names its product calpain-1 catalytic subunit-like. Gene Ontology annotation, biological process: proteolysis. Gene Ontology annotation, cellular component: cytoplasm. The transcript has 20 exons. NCBI's taxonomy places the organism in Eukaryota, Metazoa, Chordata, Actinopteri, Perciformes, Liparidae. Bases 2149 to 4398 code for a protein of 749 amino acids. The record is from RefSeq and is a predicted model, not a curated record. Gene Ontology annotation, molecular function: calcium ion binding; calcium-dependent cysteine-type endopeptidase activity.